Siniperca chuatsi (mandarin fish) is the source of this 5990-nucleotide messenger RNA. It is a transcript of the gene osbpl6, whose product is annotated as oxysterol binding protein-like 6. Gene Ontology annotation, molecular function: cholesterol binding. Gene Ontology annotation, cellular component: intracellular membrane-bounded organelle; plasma membrane; perinuclear endoplasmic reticulum. Bases 475 to 3240 code for a protein of 921 amino acids. The transcript has 23 exons. The record is from RefSeq and is a predicted model, not a curated record. Lineage: Eukaryota; Metazoa; Chordata; Actinopteri; Centrarchiformes; Sinipercidae.
GGUUUGUGUCACUCCAUCGCCGUGUUUUGUGAUCAGCCCACUGUCCGCCAGUGUUUGAUCCAUUUCAGCGAUUUCUUCCCGCUCAAAGCCAAUCUUGCUGCAGGGAGGAGCGACCGGAGUGCAGUUGAGCUGAGCCGAGCAUCACAACCCCCCUGCUUUCAAGGAAACGGCCAAACACAGCACUUUUUUUUUUGGACUUCCCAUAAUGUUUUAGCCUCCGUACAGCACGCGUCUCUAAUAAGAGGAAAUAUAUUUAUUCGAUGUGAACCCUCACGGAAGCCGUUUGCCUUUGAGAAGCUGGGACACAAGGGAGACCCCCCCAAUUGUUUCCUGCGCCAAGAACUGUAAAGACAUGGUCAUUACACCGCAUCUGUGAUGAACAGCAAGCAGUGAGUGUGAGAACGUGUCAGAGGAUGUUUCUGAUCUGCGGGGCCCAGUGCUGAGGGAGGUCCACGGAGCCAACCGGUGCCCACCAUGUCUCACCACCAACACUACCAGCGAGGCCCCCACGGCCGCACCAUGAGCUCUGAGGAGAGGAGCUCCACGCCAGUCAACAAGACCUCCACACCGGUUCACAAGAGCGCCUCCUCCUCUUCCUCUUCCCAGCGCGACAGCCGACAGGAGGCAGACAGCUGGGAAAUCAUUGAGGGGCUGAAAAUUGGUCAGAGCAACGUCCAGAGGCCUGAUAAACACGAGGGUUUUAUGUUGAAGAAGCGGAAAUGGCCCCUGAAAGGCUGGCACAAGCGUUUUUUUGUUCUGGACAAUGGUAUCCUGAAGUACUCCAAGUCCCCCAUUGAUAUCCAAAAAGGCAAACUUCAUGGCAGCAUCGACGUCGGCCUCUCAGUCAUGUCCAUCAAGAAGAGGGCCCGUCGCAUCGACCUGGACACUGAGGAGCAUAUCUAUCACCUGAAGGUCAAAUCUCAAGACAUCUUUGAUGCCUGGGUGUCCAAGUUGCGUCAUCACCGGCUUUACCGACAGAACGAGAUUGUGCGAUCUCCCCGGGAGCCCACUGUGCGAACAUUUCCUCCCCCAGCUGCCAUUGAGUCCCCCCAACCUGCCUCGAGUGUUGUACGUGAACCCAAGCAGGCCAAGCCAAGCAGCUUGCCGUGGCAGCCGGUGGCCCCCAGUAGCAGCAGCAACAACAGCCUGCCUGCCUCCUACAGUAACGGCCAGAGCAAGGUGGUUGCUUGGCUGCAGGAAUCAGAGGAGAUGGACAAGUGCGCAGAGGAGCUUGCACGAUGCCAGUCCAACCUGACUGAGCUGAGCCGGUUAUUGCAGAGUCUGGAGAUUCUACAAAGGACACAGUCAGCACCCAACUUCACAGAUAUGCAGACCAGUUGUGUAGAAUUGUCAAAGAAAGAAAAGCGCUUGAACAGAAGAUGGAGAACAAAAAGUGUCGGCAAAGAUGCAAAAUUCCAGCUUCAGGUCCCUCUGUCUGCUAGCAUGUCCCCUGUCCGCCUCCACUCAUCCAACCCCAACCUGUGUGCCGAGCUGGUGGACUUUCAGCCCCCUGUCUCCCGGCUGACUGACAGCGUAGAGUGCACCAGUGACUACAUUAAACUUCAGGAUGAAUUCUGCACCAUCGCCCAGAAAGUCCACUCUCUGCUGAAGUCGGCCUUCAACACAGUGGCCAUAGAGAAAGAAAAGAUCAAACAGAUUCUGUCUGACCAGGAACAGUCAGACCAGUCAGCCCAGAUCAACUCUCUCAGGAAGUCUCUGUCACAGGCCCUGUCCCAAAACGCAGAACUUCGAACCCGACUCAGCCGCAUCCACUCUGAAUCUGUCCUGACUGAACAAGUUGUCAGUGUGAACAUCAUCUCCACGCCUGAUGAGGCUGGGGAACAGAUGGGGAUCCCUCUGACCCAGCAGGCCUCUAAUGAGAGCCGACUCUCGAUGUCGGAGUCUGUCUCUGAGUUCUUUGAUGCCCAGGAAGUGCUUCUGUCGGCCAGCUCGUCGGAGAAUGAGGGCUCAGACGAUGAGUCAUAUGUCAGCGAUGUGAGCGAUAACAUUUCAGAGGACAACGCCAGUGUGACUGAUAACGUCUCCAGACAAAUGGCCAACGGAGACUUUGCUGGCAGUGCCUUCCGUAACGGGCGGCGCACCUGCCUGCCGGCGCCGUGUCCUGACACCAGCAACAUCAACCUCUGGAACAUCUUGAGAAACAACAUCGGCAAGGACCUGUCCAAAGUGUCCAUGCCUGUGGAGCUCAACGAGCCCCUCAACACCCUGCAGCGUAUGUGUGAAGAGCUGGAGUACAGCGAGCUGCUGGACAAGGCUGCUGAGACCGAGGAUCCCUUUGAGCGCAUGGUUCUCGUUGCUGCUUUUGCCGUCUCAGGCUACUCAUCCACUUACUACAGAGCAGGAAGUAAGCCAUUCAACCCGCUACUCGGAGAGACUUAUGAAUGUAUUCGGGAAGACAAGGGCUUCUGUUUUUUCUCGGAGCAGGUGAGCCACCACCCUCCCAUCUCCGCCUGCCUUGGUGAGUCUAAGAACUUCACCUUCUGGCAAGAUGUGAGAUGGAAAAACAAGUUCUGGGGAAAAUCGAUGGAGAUUUUACCAAUCGGGACCGUAAAUCUCAUGAUUCCCAGGUUUGGAGAUCACUAUGAAUGGAACAAAGUCACCACCUGUGUACACAACAUCCUCAGUGGACGGCGGUGGAUCGAACACUACGGGGAGAUCACCAUCAGAAACACAAAGAGCAGCGCUUGCCUCUGCAAACUCACCUUCGUCAAGGGAAACUACUGGAGUUCUAAUGUGAAUGAGGUUCAAGGAUUUGUGAUGGAUCAAGAAGGGAAAGUGAUACACAGGCUCUUUGGAAAGUGGCACGAGGGCCUUUACUGUGGUGUCCCACCUUCUGCCAAAUGCAUCUGGAGGCCAGGCUCCAUGCCCACAGACUAUGAGCUGUACUAUGGCUUCACCAGGUUCGCCAUUGAACUGAAUGAGCUUUGCCCGGAGUUGAAAGAUGUUCUGCCCCGUACAGAUGCCCGAUUCAGGCCCGAUCAAAGGCAUCUGGAGGAGGGGAACUUGGAGAUGGCAUCCUCAGAGAAGCAGCGUAUUGAGGACCUGCAGAGAACCAGGAGGAAGUGGAAAGAGGAGAACGACGUCAAACAGGAGCCACGCUUCUUCAAGAAAGUGGUUGAUGGCCAUCACAGGGAGAGGUGGGUCUCCAACAACACGUACUGGGAGCUGCGCAAAAACCCCGGCUUCAUCAAUAUGGAAUCUACAGUGAACCUGUGGUAGCACAUGGAUUGCCAUGUCCGUCAUAUCUGUCAUUGCAGACAAGAAGGCCAUUACCUAUGCACAAUAAGGUGUUAAGAGAAACAUGAUAUUGAUAAAACGUCUGUGUGCAUGGACUGCAGAGCUGGGGGAUGGCCUGAUGCCCAGCAACCCUGUCGAGGUUCUGUGGCACUGCCACACGGUCAUCCAUCCAUGGAAACAUCCUGUAGGAUCACCUUCAUCGUGCUUGUGGAAGCUGGGUUGUCAGGGCAACAAUCGUACCACUCCUAUGUAGAUCUUUCCUCAGCUUCUUUGACUUCUGAGUAUGUCCUUGCCUUAAAAAGACACCCGAACAAGUCACACAAUUUAGCGCUUUUUAGUUGAAGCCAUUUGAUUUCUGACAGCAGUUUGGGUUAGACUAGUCUAUGAAGUAGACCUUUUGAUUACCUACAAUACCGUGCAUGUUUAGAGAGCAGCUUUCACUGGCAUAAAGCCGUAUUUACUAUAUCAUCAAUUAUUGUAGAAAAAAAGAGGUAUUUUUAUAAAAUAUCUUGGACUCAGAAUUUAGUGAAAUAGCAUUAUGUGAAUUGGCAGAUUUUAUUUAUUUUUGCCUUUUAAUACUGUUGAAUCUAAGCAGUACUCCUUCUGGGGAAGCAACUCAUUUAAAAUUAAUCUCGACUGCAGUAGAGGAAGUACGGCGUCCAUAGAUGGAAUUUUUAAUAAAUAUUUUCAAACGGGGGCUCUCACAGCUGAUCAUGUGGUGGAAGGAGAAGUAGGAUUAAAAACGUAAAUCCGAAUCUGGUGUUUUGGACAUGCAAUGCAGGACACACCUACAACCUUUUACAGAUGUGGGUUUUUUUUAUGUCAACACCGAUUUGUCAUGGAGUUCAGUUUCUCCUCACAGUGGCAUUCUGUGUAAAUAGAGGAACAACCUCACCAGCCCUCACCCUCCCCUGCCUCCAGGAAACCAGCUCCUCUGAAUCACAUGGUUACAUAAAUACACAUAUAACUCCCUCCAUAUAUAGUGGGCACACAUUCAGCCUGUCCCCCUCUCUGAAUGUGGUGCAGAAACAGUGAAACAUAUUUUUAAAAGAUCAAAAAUUAUUUAACUAACAAAUUAUUUAUUUUCUGUCAAAAUUAGUGACAAAAAAUUCAUAUCCUUGUUCUGACUAACAACCAAAAAUGUUAAUUUAAAAUUAUAUGAAACAAAGUAGUAACUUUUCCCAUUUGUGAAACUAUUAACCAGCAACUGCUUGCUGUUUUUCUUCAUAAAUUACCUGCAUUAUUAAUCAAUCAUCAAAACAGGAAUACAUUUUGUUUGUAUUAAUUAAUGAAUCAGUUUAUUAUGUCAGCACUUUAUGACUCAUUCAGCCAAAAGCAAACAUUUAGUCCAUUAUGAAACACCAGAGCCACCUACAGGUCAUCCCAUGAAAAUGCAGUUUCAGGAAACUACAGGUGAACAACAUGAAAAACAGAAUCUGCUCUUUUUUCCUUAAAUGUUUUAGAUGUUAAAGCCAAACAAGUUUGUACAGUAACAAGAAUCAAAGCUGAUAUUUUAAUGUGUCUGAUUCCCCAGAGACUUUACUGCUAUGAUCUGGGCUUCUGCAAAGCACCAGUUACUUAUUUACUAUUUGUGUAUUUAUUGCAAAGCAGAUUAGCUUUAAUGUUUUAACUAGUGUCCCCCUAUUGUGUUACAGAGUAAGAAAAUAUAACACACACAAGUAGUCACACAGUGUCCUCAUGUAUGAGCACAUUUCAGUUGAUUCCCGUCAUUCAGGACUGCAGGGUGAGGACACCGAAGGAGAAAAAGAAUGAAUAUAAAUAUGUAGAAUGAAAACUAUGUGAAGCAAAUCCAUUUUGUGUGCACUGUUCAUAUGGUACUGUAGAUUACAAACCAAAAAGGUAGUACUGCUUUGGAUCCAUAUCUUUUUUUUUUUUUUUUUUUACUGUACUUUUGUGCUUUUAAUUUUUUAUCCCUGAUCACAAACUCAAUGCUACAACUCAUCAGCGUCAGUUUCACUUGCUGUGCCUUAAUGCAUUUAUUAAUGCCUCACAAACACACUACUGAUAAGAAUCCCCCUGCCAAGAAGGUAUGCCAUUAACAAGUCAACACAUUAUCCGGUCUCCACCUGCCUACAGAUGAUAAACUAUAUUAAUGGGACGGCGUUUAGGAUUUAGCUGUGGACAAAUUGUCUUGGCUUCAAUUUUUAAGGGAGAUGUCUUUGACAUUAGAUGAGGAAAAAAAGGUUUAUUUGACUGUAAAAUGCUUGCAAAUGUUCUGCACUGCUCUGCUACUCCAACAUUUUUGGCGAUCACUGUAAAUACAGCACAUUUAGAAAAUGAGUCACUACUGCAAAAGCUGAUUUCUUUUUUCCUCCUACAUCAGUAAUUUUUUGUGUGUGGAGGGAGGGGCAAUGCUUUGCCUAGUUUUUGGUAUCAUAAUCAGCCUGUAGUGAAAAAAAAACAAAAAAACAUCAAAACCUCAUGCUUUCUUCAUCCAUCGUUCUACCUGCAUGUCUAGACAACUUAGCCUGCCAAUGAAUGUUGCAGAUGCCUUACCAAAAAAAGGUUUUUGUUUUCUCAAUUGGACGUCUUGUGUUUUUGCUUUGGACUGACAUGUAUCACGAAGCACUGUGUCAGCUCAGUUUCAAGUUUCAAAUCUAUUCCCUAAUGGGUACCUUCUAAAGUGCAAUUUUAACAAAGUACAUAUCUUUCCAUGAACACUGUACACUGCUGCUACAUAGUGCUUGUUUUAAUAAAACUGUAAAACUCAA